GUGAGGAAAGCCAGAGGAGUCAGACUUCGCGCAAUAGCGCGACAGUUUAGCACCCCAGGGCGGGGCGGAUUGAUGAGGAACUCAAAAGUUGCAGCCUGGACUUGGGCUUUUCACACAGCGAUCCCUCAGUCCUGCUAGUCGGACCUCAGUGCCAAGGCUCGAACGUCAUGAAAAGCUCCAAGUUCAGGGAGAACUUCUGGUGUCCCCACUUUCUCAGCACAAUUGGCUACGAGAGCAUUAUUCAGCAUCUGAAUGAGGGCCGAAAGAACUGCAAAGAAUUUGAAGAUUUUUUAAAAGAAAGGGCAGUGAUUGAAGAAAAGUAUGGCAAAGAUCUGCUCAAUCUCUGCCGGAAGAAACCCUGUGGGCAAAGUGAGAAUAACACCAUGAAGAGGGCCUUGGAUGUCUUCAAGCAGCAAAUAGACAACGUGGGACAAUCUCACCUCCAGCUGGCACAAACGCUACGAGAAGAAGCCAGGAAGAUGGAAGAAUUCAGGGAAAAGCAGAAAAUACAAAGGAAAAAGAUAGAAGUUUUGAUGGAUAAUAUGCACAAACAAAAACAGAUGCAGUAUAAGAAAACUAUGGAUGCAAAGAAGACCUAUGAACAGAAGUGCAAAGAUAAAGAUGAGGCAGAACAGGCAGUGCAUCGGAAUGCAAAUAUAGCAACUCCAAAGCAACAAGAGAAGCUCUUUGUGAAACUGGCCACUUCAAAGACUGCUGCAGAAGACUCUGACAAAACAUACUUGUUGAACAUCAAUUUGCUGGAGAAGAUAAGGGAAGAUUGGCAGAGUGAGCACAUCAAAGCCUGUGAGUUCUUUGAGAUUCAAGAAUGUGAACGAAUAAACUAUUUUCGGAAUGCAUUGUGGGUCCAUAUGAAUCAGCUGUCACAGCAAUGUGUCAUAAGUGAUGAGAUGUUUGAAGAAGUCCGUAAGAAUUUAGAAAUAUGUAGCAUUGAAAAAGACAUUGAAUAUUUUGUAACUCAUCGAAGGACUGGACAGGUGCCUCCAGCACCUAUUUUGUAUGAGAAUUUCUAUAACUCUCAGAAAAAUCCAGUACCAGGAAGAAAUCAAGGACCUAAUGUGGGAAGAAGAGGACCUCUACCAAUUCCUCAAAAUACACCAGAAGAUGGUGAUUACUCUUUGGUAACUGAAAGCAAUACUCUCAAUACCCAGUACCAAUGGAACUGAAGAUUCUCAACAUAAUGCUUCUUUGACUAGAAGGAGACAAUUGGGAGCAGAUUUGGCUGCCAUUUUGUAUUAGUCAGGAAGACUUUGAAGUGGACUAUUUCUUCUGUACCUUUUUUAAUAUUUUAAAUUGAUGACCAAGUUUUUUUUUUUCUAUUUGUCAUGGAUGGAUUGUUAAAAUUCCUUGAAGAUUCCACAAAAUCCCAGGCAGAAAUGAUUCCUUUCUUAGUCAAUGUUAGUAUUUGUAGAUAACAUUUUGUUUUCUACUUGGAAAGUGUGAAAUAUUUAUAGCAUCUGAGAUGUGAAUCUUUGUAUAGCAGAAAUAUCAGCAGAAGGGUUAUCAGUGUGAAAAGUUCUUUUUUGGUGUCAGAGAUAAUUUAAUAAGAAAAAAGGAAGUACUGAUAUUCCUACAUGAUUUUCAGUAAUAGUAUUAUUUUGUUGGUGGGGGAUUCAGAACUUUAGAGCUGAAAGCUCCAGUCUUUUAAUUUUCUAGGUGAGGAAACUGGGGUCUAGAGAGGCUAUGUAAUUGUCCAAUGGGUUAAUGGCAAAGCUAGAACCAAGAUCUAUGCUUUUUAAUUUCCAUUACUCCUGUUUUCCCUUCCUUUAGUGUGACCAGUUAUAGUCUUGCUGAAAUCUAAGAUGAUUUUUUUCCUAGGCUGCUUUACUGCUGAAAAACAUUUAGGGCUGUUCAGGAUCAACAAUUUCAUCAGUAAAGGCAACUUAUUAUGAUGUGGGAAUUCCUUUUAUUAAUGCAGUUGAGAAACUCAUUGGCAUCUCAUUAAAAUCUUUAAAAAUUGCUUGGUAUUCAUAGCUCUUUCCAACUCUGAGACCAAUCCUUUAUUUGCUAUACUGCAUUGCUUCUAUUGAAAAUAACCAAGAAUUAAAGUCCCAUUCUUAUUUUUAGGAUAGAUCACUGAUGAAUAGUAUGUAAUCUCUUCACUCUACUUCAUAAUAAUGAUUUUAUAGUUAUGAAGUCAUUGCCAGUUGGGUCUUCUCAGGGAAAAAAGCAUGUAUAUGUAUCUAUAUGUACACUCACAAGAAUAUACAUGUAUAUAAUAACACACAUGUAUGGAUUGUGGGGUAUAUAUGUGUGCAUGUCAAACACACAUUUGUGUAUGUUUAUGUAUAUAUGUAAACACAUAUUGGACUUUGGACAUUCAGACUAGGAACUUUGAACCUCAAGGGAUAUUUCAGUAGUCUUUUUGUGGCCCUAAGAUAUAAUAUCUGAAUUGAUAGGGUUAUUAUCAUAUACACUUCUAGAAAACCCUUACCACUCUCAAUGUGCUCAAUACAUUUUAACCACCAAGUUAAAAUAAUAAUAGCAUUUAUGUAAAACUUUUUCUUUAGCAUGCUACAAAUGUUACAAAGGACUCACAUUACUGUCUAUAAACUGUAGACUGAUCCUCUAGCACUUUAGAGAAGGAAACUGGUGGAAAACAAACAAUGCAUGCUAUUUUCUUGGAUAAGUGCCUAGUGGAUUUGAGGAGGUCAAGCCAGGAAAGUUGCAGAAACUCCUUUUAUGGUAGUUUACCAUAGUAAAAAUGGAGAAAUUAAUGCAUGAUAAGCAUCAUUGACUUCCUCAAAGUAAAAAAUGUCAAAAAAUUUUCCUUGGUUCAAGACAUUAAAAAAUGUUUUAUUGUUGAUAGUUCUUAGGGAUUUAAUUUUUUCCUUUAUCUUUUGGAACCUCAAAUAUAGAGUCUAUAAUUAUAUGGAGGGAUUGAUUUAAAGUGUUGUGAGCUUUUAUAAAAUUUAGAAUAUUUUCUCAUGGUUACAUGAUUCACAAUCCUCCUCCUCUCCUCCCCUUUCCUCCCCCCUCCCAAAGUUGACAAGCAGUUCCACUGGGUUAUUCGUUGUUCAAAACAUAUUUCUAUGGUAUUCAUAUUUGCAGUAGAGCGAUCCUUUAACAUGAAAACCCCAAUCACAAUCACAUCUCUAUCACAUUAAGUGAUCGAGCAUAUAUUUUUCUAAUGCAUUUCUGGUUCCACGUUUUUUUCUCUAGAUAUGGAUAGUGUUCUUUCUCACAAGUUCCUUUGGAUUGUCCUGGGUCACUGCAUUGCCACUAAUGGAGAAGUCCAUUAUAUUCAACUGUACCACAGUGUGUCAGUCUCUGUGCACAAUGUUCUCCUGGUUCUGCUCCUUUUACUCUGCAUCAAUUCCUGGAGGUCAUUCCAGUUCAUAUAGAAAACCUCCAGAUCAUCAAUCCUUUCAGCACAAUAAUAUUUUAUCACCAACAUAUACCACAAUUUGUUCAGCUAUUCCCCAAUCAAUGGAUACCCCCUCAUUUUCCAAUUUUUUGCUACCACAAAGAGCGAGGCUAGGAAUAUUUUUGUACAAGUCUUUUUCCUUAUUAUCUCUUUGGAGUACAAACGCAGCAGUGCUAUGGCUGGGUCACAGGGCAGGCAUGCAUUUAACACCCUUUGGGAGUAGUUCCAAAUUGCCCUCCCGAAUGGUUGGAUCAAUUCAUAACUCCACCAGCAAUGCAUUAAUGUCCUGACUUUGCCACAUCCCCUCCAACAUUAAUCACUUUCCUUUGCUGUCAUUUUGGCCAAUCUGCAAGGUGUGAGGUGGUACCUCAGAGUUGUUUUAAUUUGCAUUUCUCUAAUCAGGAGGGAUUUAGAAAAGUGUUAUGAGCUUUUAAGAAAUAUUAAGGGUCUAGUGCUAUUUCACUUUCUAUUUGUAAAUAUUUCUUGGAAAGAAAAUUAAACUAAAUGCAUUGCAUUAGUUUUUAGUGUUUUGUGUGUCUGUGAGUUUUUCUUUAGGAAUUUUCUUUCAAGGAAAUUUUUCCUUUCUGACUCUGAACUAUACUCAUUUAUUCAACAAAUAUUUAUUAAGGGCUACGUGUAGAACAAUAUGCUAAGCACAGGGGAACAAACAAAGUUUAUAUAAGAUGUACUUUGCUCUUUGGAGUUUACACCCAAUUGAAAUAAAAAUUAUUGCUGGGCAAUAGAAAGUGAAAAUAUCUUUUUGAGGCCGAACAUAUAUUGGAAGCCUUUAAAAUAUUUUGAAUGAGUUAAAAUUUUGAAUGAGUUAAAAUGAGAGAGAAUAGCAGUAGUAACAGGGUGGCAUAAGGAAUGUGAAAGGAAGAGUGUCAAAUAGGGACAAAAGAGUUGAGUUUAAGAAGUGUGGGCAAUGUUAUUAGAAGGAAGCAUUGCAAGCAAUCAUUUGCCUAUUUGUUUAAGUCAUUUAACAAUGAAGGUGUGGCAAAUGCAAGUGUAUGAAUAAUGAGGAGAAGAAAGAAUGAGGUAGGAGGGCAAGGAAACAGAAAGUAGAUUUAAAUAUAUUUUGCCCUGAUUUACCUAUUUUAGAGAGAGACCAUUAAUACCUUGGAUUUGAAGUUUUGGAAACUUUUGCAAAGGUGACUACUUGUCUAAGGGAUUUUAGGAUUUGGGGCUUGAAAAGAUUUCAGAGACCAUCUAGUUCCAAUAUUUAUUUUACAGACAAAGGAACUGAGACCCAAAGAAGUGAACCAUAUUGACUAAUGUUAUACAAUUGGAAAGUAGCAGAGCCAGGAUUCUCAGCCCAAGUCCUCAGACUACAUACCUAGGAUUCUUUCUGCCAUCCUAUAGUGCUUUAGCUGGUAAAAAGAUCUAAGACUAGAAUGAUUUAAUAAGAAAAUAGGCUUUUUGUCUAGAACUGCAAGAAUCUCAGAGGACAGCCAGUCCCAAACCCCUUAUUUUUUUUUUUGCUUCGUGUCUCUCCAUUAGAUUUUUUUUUUAAUUUUAUAGUAUUUUAUUUGAUCAUUUCCAUGCAUUUUUCAUUAAAGACAAAGAUCAUUUUCUUUUCCUCCCUCCCACCCCCCGUGGCCGACGUGUGAUUCCACUGGUAUCAUAUGUGUUCUUGACUUGAACCCAUUGCCAUGUUGUUAGUAUUUGCAUCAGAGUGUUCGCUCAGAGUCUUUCCUCUGUCAUGUCCCCUCAGCCAUUGUAGUCAGGCAGUUGCUUUUCCUUGGUGUUUCUAUUCCCUCAGUUUGUCCUCUGCUUUUGGAUAGUGUUUUUUUCUCCUUGAUCCCUGCAGAUUGUGCAGGGACAUUACACCGCCACUAAUGGAGAAGUCCAUUACGUUCGAUGAUACCACAGUGUGUUUGUCUCUGUGUACAAUGUUCUCCUGGUUCUGCUCCUCUCACUCUGCAUCACUUCCUGGAGGUUGUUCCAGUUCACAUGGAAAUCCUCCACUUUAUUAUUCCUUUGAGCACAAUAGUAUUCCAUCACCAACAUAUACCACAAUUUGUUCAGCCAUUCCCCAAUUGAUGGGCAUCCCCUCCCAAACCCCUUAUUUUAUGAGGAUUUUGGGCCUACAGAAAUUAAGAUACCUUGCCAAAGGUCAGUAAAAUAUCAAGGUGAAAUUUGAACUCAGGACUUUUGAGAUUCCAAGUGUUCUUUUUAUUUCACCACAGUCCAGUUACAUUGUUCUUUAUGGAUUUAAAAGAAGUCCUUUAUCUUCUGCCUGAGGAUUGAUUCUAAUUUAAAAUCUCUAGGUAACAUCUCUCCAAUAUUAAAUCAACUGGAUCAGUGAGAUCCUAGUCCUCCCAUUAGUAUAGCACUAUAUGUGAAAUAGAUGUUCAAUCUUCCCUAGGAGAAAGAACAUACAAUUAGGAAUUCUAGUUCACUUCUGCUACAUUGAUCAAGUUAUUUAACCUGUUUAAGUUUUCGAAUCAGACCUCAUCUGUUAAAACCAGGGAUCUGGAACUAUAAGACUCAAAAAAUCUUAUUAAAUCUUGACACUGACAUCUAGCACUGUGCCUUGCAUAGUCAGUCAAUCAGUCAAACAACUAGAAACUUAAUGCUUUAUCAACUGAAAUGAAGUUAAUUAUAUGACAUUCUUGUAUAAUGAAUAACAUAGAAAUAAUAUGAUAUAGGAGUAAGAAAAUGCCACUAGAUGGCAACACAGGUUAUUUAGAACCUGGUUUAGUAGGGGUUAGGAAUAUAAAACUGGGGUUUUCUUAAAAAUUAUAAUCAUAUGCAGUUACAUGAGCAGAACCAGGAGAACACUGUACACAGUAACUGAAACAUUAUGGGACGAUCAAACGUAAUAGAUUUUACUACUAGUAGCGAUGCAAUGAUCCAGGACAAUUCCAAGGGACUUAUGAGAAAGAAGGCCACCCACAUCCUGAGAAAGAACUGUGGGAGUAGAAAUCCAGAAGAAAACACAUGAUUUAGCACUUGUUUAUAUGGGUAUAGGAUGUGGGGUUUUGGCUUUAAAAGCUUAUUACAAAAAUGAAUAAUAUGGAAAUAGGGAAACGAUUUGUAUUCUUAUAAAUUUGACUUAGUUCUUUAUAUAUUUGAGAAAUUAGAUCUUUAUCAGAGAAAUUUGUUAUAAAAAUUUCCCAGUUUGUUGUUUCCCUUCUAAUCUUGGUUGUAUUGGUUUUGUAUGCACAAAAGCCUUUUAAUUUAAUGUAAUUAAAAUUAUUCAUUUUAUCUUAUAAUGUUCUCUAUCUCAUUUGGUCAUAAAUUCUUCCCUUCUCCAUAGAUUUGACAGGUAAACUCUUCUAUAUCCUCCUAAUUUACUUAUAAUAUCACUCUUUAUGUCUAAAUCAUAUACCCAUUUUGACCUUAUCUUGGCAUAGAGUAUAUUAAAUAAAUUCUUUUUUUUUUAAACCCUUACCUUCCAUCUUGGAGUCAAUACUGUAUAUUGGCUCCAAGGCAGAAGAGUGGUAAGGGCUAGGCAAUGGGGGUCAAGUGACUUGUCCAGGGUCACACAGCUGGGAAGUGUCUGAGGCCAGAUUUGAACCUAGGACCUCCCGUCUCUAGGCCUAGCUCUCAAUCCACUGAGCUACCCAGCUGCCCCCUAUUAAAUAAAUUCUUGAUUGUG
This is a messenger RNA of Monodelphis domestica (gray short-tailed opossum), 6989 nucleotides long. RefSeq names its product proline-serine-threonine phosphatase interacting protein 2 (gene PSTPIP2). Lineage: Eukaryota; Metazoa; Chordata; Mammalia; Didelphimorphia; Didelphidae. Gene Ontology annotation, molecular function: actin filament binding. Gene Ontology annotation, cellular component: cytoplasm; plasma membrane; actin filament. The record is from RefSeq and is a predicted model, not a curated record. Gene Ontology annotation, biological process: actin filament polymerization.